Molecule: messenger RNA, 1527 nt
Organism: Lachancea fermentati
Lineage: Eukaryota; Fungi; Ascomycota; Saccharomycetes; Saccharomycetales; Saccharomycetaceae
Source: the annotation of a GenBank genome assembly
AUGCUGAGAUCGCAAACUCAAAGGGCCUCAUUGAGGCUUAAAUCACAUAGAUUUUUAAACGAUAGAACCAAGAUAAACAGUCGACUUUUUGGCCGCUGCUAUUCUAGUAAUUCUGCUGAAAAUUUUCAACUCACUACAUUGACAAAUGGGGUUAGGGUCGCAACCAGUAACGUUCCUGGUCAUUUCUCGGCACUUGGUCUUUACAUCGCAGCAGGGUCUCGUUAUGAAACCAAAAACCUUAAGGGAUGCACACACAUUAUGGAUAGGUUGGCAUUCAAAUCAACAGAGCACAUGUCAGGGCUACAAAUGGCAGAAACAUUGGAGCUACUUGGUGGAAAUUAUCAAUGUUCAUCCUCAAGAGAGACUAUGAUGUAUCAAGCCUCGGUGUUCAAUCAAGAUGUAGAAAAGAUGUUUUCACUCAUGGCAGACACUGUACGGUUCCCCAGAAUAACGGAUGAGGAAUUAGCUGAGCAAAAGGCAACUGCUGAAUACGAAAUUGACGAAGUUUGGACUAAGCAUGAUCUUAUUCUUCCUGAAUUGCUACACAUUACUGCCUAUUCUGGCGAAACGCUUGGUUCCCCGCUUUUAUGUCCUAAAGAACUUAUCCCGUCUAUAUCCAAAUACUACUUGAAAGAUUAUAGACGGAAGUUCUAUACUCCACAGAAUAUAGUUGUGGCAUUUGUCGGUGUUAACCAUGACGAAGCUGUGAACUUUACGGAAAAAUACUUCAGUGACAUGAAAAGUGCAUCGCACAGCCCAAGUGUGAAGCCAGCUCACUACACGGGUGGUGAAACAUGUAUCCCGCCCGGGCCCGUUUUUGGGAAUUUACCAGAGUUGUUCCAUAUUCAAAUUGGGUUUGAAGGUCUGCCAAUAGGCCAUCCUGAUAUUUAUGCUCUAGCUACUCUGCAGACGUUGCUAGGGGGCGGUGGAUCUUUCAGUGCUGGCGGUCCUGGUAAGGGAAUGUAUUCACGCUUAUACACGCAUGUUCUCAACCAGCACUAUUUUGUCGAGAAUUGCAUGUCUUUUAACCAUUCGUACUCGGAUUCAGGGAUAUUCGGUAUUUCAGCUUCUUGCGUCCCACAAGCUGCUCCAUAUAUGGCUGAAAUCAUCGCACAGCAGCUUGCUAAUACAUUUUCGAAUGAGGAGUUUAAAUUGACAGAGGAAGAAGUAUCAAGAGCUAAAAACCAAUUAAAGUCAUCAUUGCUUAUGAACCUGGAGUCGAAGUUGGUGGAACUUGAAGAUUUGGGCAGACAGGUUCAGCUACAUAAUCGUAAGGUUCCUGUUACUGAGAUGAUAUCCAAUAUUGAAAAGCUGACUGUCGAAGAUAUAAGGCGUACUGCUGAAACGGUAUUCACAGGAAAGGUAAAGAAUAUUGGUGAGGGUACAGGUAAAGCAACUGUAGUGAUGCAGGGCCAGCGGGACACUUUUGGCGAUGUAGAAUCUGUGCUCAGAUAUUAUGGUCUAGGUAAUUAUCCAAAAUUGGAAGUACCUCUUGAUGCUAAGAAGAAAAAAAGAAGUUGGUUCUAA